This is a messenger RNA of Gracilinanus agilis (Agile Gracile Mouse Opossum), 2220 nucleotides long. Its product is annotated as neurogenic locus notch homolog protein 3-like. Gene Ontology annotation, cellular component: membrane. NCBI's taxonomy places the organism in Eukaryota, Metazoa, Chordata, Mammalia, Didelphimorphia, Didelphidae. Gene Ontology annotation, biological process: cell differentiation; axon guidance. Gene Ontology annotation, molecular function: calcium ion binding. The record is from RefSeq and is a predicted model, not a curated record. The annotation marks the transcript as partial. The transcript is spliced from 9 exons.
ACCCCUGUUUGAACGGUGGCUCUUGCCGGGACGGUGUGGGCUCUUUCUCUUGUGCCUGCCUUCCGGGCUUCUCCGGUCCUCGAUGUGCCCUGGACUUGGAUGAGUGUCAGAGCAGUCCCUGUGGCCCAGGGACCUGCUCGGACCACGUGGCCUCCUUCACCUGCGCCUGCCCCGCCGGCUAUGGGGGCCUCCGCUGUGAGCGCGAUCUUCCUGACUGCAGUGAAAGCUCCUGCUUCAAUGGGGGCACUUGUGUGGAUGGGGUGAAUGCCUUCACUUGCCUGUGCCGGCCAGGUUUCACGGGCCCCCACUGCCAGAGGGAGGUGGGCGUCUGCCACUCAAGGCCCUGCCAGCACGGGGGGACCUGUAUAGAGGAGCACCGGGGCUACCGCUGCGCCUGCCUUCCUGGCUACACCGGCGCCCAGUGCCAGAUGCUGGUGGAUUGGUGCAGCCGGGCGCCCUGUCAGAACAGAGGUCGAUGCACCCAGGCGGGAGCCGCCUUCUCGUGCCACUGUCCUCCUGGCUGGAGCGGCCACUUCUGCGACAUCCCCAGCCUUUCCUGCAGGGCGGCCGCCGCCAAGAAGGGGGUGAGGCUGCAGCAGCUCUGCCAGGCGGGGGGCCGCUGCGUAGACGCGGGCAGCACCCAUCACUGCCUGUGCCCGGCCAGCCACACGGGCAGCUAUUGUGAGCAGGAGGUAGAUUACUGCGGCGCCCAGCCCUGCCGGCACGGAGGCACCUGCCGCGGCUAUGUGGGGGGCUACGUGUGCGAGUGCCCCGUUGGGUAUGAAGGCAACAACUGCGAGGCUGAGGUAGACGAGUGUGAGUCCCAGCCUUGCCAGCACGGAGGCUCCUGCAUCGAUCUGGUGGGCCGAUAUCUCUGUUCCUGCCCUCCUGGAACACUGGGCGUACUUUGUGAGAUCAACGAGGAUGACUGCGCGGUGGCCCCCAGCGGGGAGCAGGGCUCCCACUGCCUACAUAACGGGACCUGUGUGGACCAGGUUGGGGGUUACCGGUGCACCUGCCCCCCCGGCUACACAGGCGCUCACUGUGAGGGGGACCUCAAUGAGUGUAGCCCCGGGACCUGCCAUGCCCCUCACACCAGGGACUGCCUGCAGGAUGCCUUUGGGGGCUUCCAUUGCCUCUGCCACCCUGGCUAUACGGGCCGGCGAUGCCAGACAGCGAUAUCUCCCUGUGAGUCCCAGCCUUGUCAGCAUGGGGGUCAGUGCCAGCCAAGCCCCAACAGUGCCCUGGCCUACACUUGCCAUUGCCCUCCGCCAUUCUGGGGCCCCAACUGUGAGCGAGUGGCCCGGUCCUGCCGGGAUUUGCCCUGUGCAAAUGGGGGUUUGUGCCAACUGACGGCUCUGGGCCCCCGCUGUACCUGUCCCCCAGGCCUGGCCGGACCCUCCUGCCACCUCCGUACCAACACCAGCUGUUUGGGUACCCCCUGCCGACACGGGGGCACCUGCCGGGUCCUGGCCCAGGCCCCCUUUUUCCGAUGCCUGUGCCCCCCAGGGUGGGAAGGUACCCUCUGUGAGGCCCGGGUCCACGGGGCCCUGCCACCCUUGCUGUCACCCCCCGAGGAGCCACAGUGUCCCAGAGCCAGCUGCCGGGACAAGCGGGGGGACAAGUAUUGUGACCGAGAGUGCAACUCGCCUGCCUGCCAGUGGGACGGGGGUGACUGCUCGCUCAGCGUGGACGAUCCCUGGCACCAGUGCCAGGCCCUUCAGUGUUGGCGCCUCUUCAACAACAGCCACUGCGACCCGGCCUGCAACACACCUGCCUGCCUCUAUGAUAACUUCGACUGCCACAGCCAGGAGCGUGGCUGCAAUCCCGUGUAUGAGAAGUACUGUGCAGACCAUUUUGCUGAUGGGCGCUGUGACCAGGGCUGUAACACGGAGGAGUGUGGCUGGGAUGGGCUGGACUGUGCGGGGGCCGUGCCGGAGCUGCUGGCCAAGGGGGUCCUGGUGCUCACUGUACUGCUGCCCCCUGAAGAGCUGCUGCGCUCCAGCGCUGACUUCCUGCAGCGUCUCAGUGCCAUUCUGCGUACUGCCCUUCGCUUCCGACGAGAUGCUCAUGGCAACCUCAUGAUCUACCCUUACCACCGGCCUGGGGGACGUCCCCGCCGGGAGCUGGCCCCGGAGAUCAUUGGGUGAGUGAGGAGGCCGGGGCCAGAACCGACUGGAUCCCAUUGUUUGGACCAUCCACAUUCUCACCCCUGUUCUG